Penicillium angulare is the source of this 1662-nucleotide messenger RNA. RefSeq lists its product as uncharacterized. The transcript has 5 exons. The record is from RefSeq and is a predicted model, not a curated record. Bases 1 to 1662 code for a protein of 553 amino acids. Lineage: Eukaryota; Fungi; Ascomycota; Eurotiomycetes; Eurotiales; Aspergillaceae.
AUGGGUACCAUUCAGCAAUCACAACCAUGGGAGCAGAUCGUCGCUCAGAAACGUGCCAUUAGAGAUAAGCUACUAGCUCCAUAUCUAGUUGACGAUAUUGAACACCGAGUCCCUCGAGUCGAUCGCGUUUUUGAGCGCACUCGGUUAAAGUCCGAGGAAGUGCAACAAAUUACGGACAUUGACAACGUACAAUCUGUUGCACAAAGAAUUCAAAAAGGUGACUUGAGCGCUGAACAGGUCAUUAAAGCAUAUAUACAAAGUCUUGAUAGAGCUACAGUGGCACAUCAAUUGACCAACUGUCUUACCGAAAUCGUGUUUGAAGAUGCAUUGAAGCAGGCCAAACAGCUUGAUAUAGAGUUUCAAACGACUCGCAAGAUAAGGGGACCUCUGCAUGGAAUCCCAAUUACACUUAAGGACCAAUUCAAUGUCAAGGGUAUUGACUCGACUUUGGGAUACGUGGGUCGAUCGUUCUCUCCAGCCCAAAAAGACGCGGUCCUGGUUCAGAUAUUGAAGGACCAAGGUGCAAUUGUUAUUGCGAAGACCAACCUGUGUCAGAGCAUCAUGUGGGCAGAGACCGAAAAUCCCUUGUGGGGGUUGACCACAAAUCCUCGGAAUCCGGCCUUCAGCCCAGGUGGCUCGACAGGUGGUGAGGGUCCGCUUCUAGCUUUGCAUGGAUCCCUCCUUGGCUUUGGUACAGAUAUCGGCGGAAGUAUACGAAUGCCACAGGGUGUAGCUGGGUUAUACGGGUUGAAACCUUCAAGCAAACGCUUUCCCUAUGAAGGCAUCCCGGUCUCUACAGAGGGUCAAGAACAUAUCCCAUCUUCUGUAGGGCCAAUGACUCGGGAUAUGCAAUCCCUCCAGUAUAUUACUCAGCUCGUGGCAAAUUCUCGGCCCUGGGAUUCGGAUCCUCGAUGUGCCCCUCUUCCAUGGAAUGAGAUGGCAUUUAACGAGAUACAGAAACGAUCCUUGGUUAUUGGUCUCAUAUUAGAUGAUGGAAUAGUCAAGGUUCACCCACCAAUCACUCGGGCUUUACAAGAGUUGACAGACAAGUUGAAAGCACAUGGCCAUGAAGUCAUAACCUGGGAUACUUCUGAUCAUGCCGCCUGUAUCGAGCUGAUGGAUCUCUAUUACACCGUGGAUGGAGGUGAAGAUAUCCGUCGGGACAUAAGUACUGCUGGUGAGCCCUAUAUCCCCCAUGUGGAAGCUAUGGUCAACCGCGGGAAACCAAUAUCCAUAUAUGAAUAUUGGCAACUCAACAAGCGCAAGUUCGUUGCCCAGAAGAAUUACCUUGAUAAAUGGAAUGCGAUCCGAUCACCCUCCGCCAGGCCCGUUGAUGUUCUGCUAAGCCCAACUAUGCCUCAUACCAGCGUUCCACACCGAAAGUUCCGAUGGGUGGGAUAUACGAAGAUUUGGAACUUUCUUGAUUAUCCAGCAGUCACAUUCCCAGUAGGUAAGGUCAAAGCAGAUCUUGAUCGAUUACCACCGGAGCCUUAUAUACCGAGAAAUGCUUUAGAUGAGUGGAACUGGGGACUCUAUUCAGCAGAUGAGACGGAUGGGUAUCCUGUCAACUUGCAGGUUAUUGGGAAGAAAUUGGAAGAAGAAAGAGUGCUAGGAGCUGCUACUGUUAUUGAGAUUAUCUGGAAGAACAAGACUGCCAGCUAG